AUGACCUACGAAGCCGAGAUAUCGUUCACUCUAGACACCAUCUGUCCAUGGACAUACCUAGCAAAACGCCGUCUAGAAAAAGCCCUCGCCCAAAUCCCCUCCCCCUCUCCCGUCCACUUCACAAUCAAAUAUAAACCCUACCAACUCUACCCGAACGCCUCCCAGAACGGCGAAGACAAGAAAGCCUGGUACAAAACAACACGAUACGGAGACUCGGACGAAAAAAUGGAAAUGUACGAACAUGUCAUGCAAAAUUUCGGGAGAGCUGAAGGGAUCAAUUUCAAAUUUGGGGGUCUGGUUGCGAAUACUUUGCCUGCGCAUCGCUUGAUUCAGCAUUUUCAAGAGAGCAGGGGGCCGGAGAUUGCGGAUGGGAUGGUGAGGAGUUUGUAUCGGCAGUAUUUUGAGGGGGAACGGCAUCCGAGUAGUGAUGAGACGUUGCUGGCCGCGGCGAAGGAGGCGGGGAUUGAAGAGGCGGAUGCGAGGAGGUUUUUGGAGGAUGGAGAUGAAGGGUUGGCAGAUGUGAAAAUGAUGAUUCGAGAGCAGGCUGGAAAUGGGAUUGAUAGCGUGCCUUACAUAGUGUUUGAAGGCAGGAGAAGGGAUAUUACGCUAGAAGGAGCCAAAGAGGUUGAUGAAUACGUCAAGACACUGAAUCAGAUCAUUAAGGAAAGCUCAUGA
Molecule: messenger RNA, 675 nt
Organism: Pseudocercospora fijiensis CIRAD86
Lineage: Eukaryota; Fungi; Ascomycota; Dothideomycetes; Mycosphaerellales; Mycosphaerellaceae
Exons: 2
Coding region: 1-675 (224 amino acids)
Molecular function (GO): oxidoreductase activity
Source: RefSeq, a predicted model, not a curated record